Molecule: messenger RNA, 1950 nt
Organism: Larimichthys crocea (large yellow croaker)
Lineage: Eukaryota; Metazoa; Chordata; Actinopteri; Sciaenidae
Gene: irf7
Product: interferon regulatory factor 7
Biological process (GO): immune system process; regulation of transcription by RNA polymerase II
Cellular component (GO): nucleus
Molecular function (GO): RNA polymerase II cis-regulatory region sequence-specific DNA binding; DNA-binding transcription factor activity, RNA polymerase II-specific; protein binding
Source: RefSeq, marked provisional
AGGACUCAGAAAAAAGCUUUUCUUGAGAGUAACUCCUCUGCUGCGCAAUGCAAAGCCCUCCCAAGCCUCAGUUUGCCAGCUGGCUUAUAGAGCAGGUGGAGACGGGCCAGUACACGGGCCUGUGCUAUGUGGACCAAAACAGGUUCAGAGUCCCCUGGAAGCACAACUCCAGAAAGGACUGCAAUGAAGAGGACAGUAAAAUAUUCAGGGCAUGGGCAGUAGCAAGUGGUAAAAUAAACGAGUUCCCCAAUGACAAGGCCAGGUGGAAAACCAACUUCCGAUGCGCUCUGAAUAACCUCUCUGUGCGCUUCAAGAUGAUAAAGGAUAAUUCCAAGAAUUCAGACGACCCUCAUAAAAUCUACGAGAUUGUCAACACUGAGUACAACUAUGAAAGUCAGGCAAAACAAGAAGAUACCAACAUGAUUCCAGAUAUCUACAACUCGCCCACAGAGUACAUCCCCCCAGGAACUGAGCACAAUCUGCUUAACAAUCUCAUGGCAUUGGAUCUGGGAACCAAUCCAGCAGGGGAGCAACUGUGGGCAGACAACUAUGAUCCACAAAACACAGCCAUCCUGGAAAGCUAUCCUGUAGCAUCCGAGAUUCCCCCACAGCUGCUUCCAGAGCAGCCAGUUUACUGCGACGUAAAUCCAGCACAAGUCCUCAGUUCACCUCUGCAGCCCACCAUAUACGAUCUGGAGAUCUCCAUCCACUACAGGAAAAGAGAAAUGCUUAACACCAGGUUGUCAACAAACCGUCUGCAGCUCCACUACCGCUACGAGGUCCCUGAGCUCAAUAGCCAUCAUCUCUGCUUCCCCUCCACUGAGGAUCUACUGGACCACAAACAGAUUGAUUUCACCAACCGCAUCCUUAACAGCAUCCAGAGAGGUCUACUCCUUGAAGUACGGGACACUGGUAUCUAUGCCUCGAGGCAGGACAGGUGCCAUGUGUUCGCAAGCACCAGCGACCCCAGUGUGGCUCACCCAGAUCCAAGAAAACUUCCCCAGAACACCAUGGUGGAGCUCCUUAGCUUUGAGAAAUAUGUGCAUGAGCUAAAACAGUUUAAAGAGAACAAUGGGGGUUCUCCGGAGUACACCAUCAAUAUGUGCUUUGGAGAGAAGUUUCCUGAUGGAAAAGCUUUGGAGAAGAAACUUAUCGUAGUCAAGGUGGUCCCUCUGAUCUGUCGACACUUUCACGAGAUGGCCCAAAUGGAGGGGGCUUCGUCUCUUCACAGUGCCAAUGUCAGCCUACAGAUCUCGCACAACAGCCUCUAUGAUCUCAUUAGCUCUGUCUUUAGUCUGCCGACAGCUGAGCUAGACUCAGCACUGGCUGCUGAGCUUUAUUGAGAAGUAAUCUGAAAUCUUACCUUGCACUUGCCCUUUUUGGGACUAUUUCAACAACUGGGACCACAUGAUGCACCACACCCUGAAGCUUUGCUAAAGCACAGACAUGUUGAAUGUGUCAUAGUGGAAGAAUAGAAAUGAAUUAUUGCAUAAUGUUCCAUUACUGAUCAACUGCAACAUCAUCUCCUCUUCACUUUGUGUUCAGAUUAAUAGAAACUAUAGGCAAAAACUGACAUUUUUAUCACUACCUAAGUAGAAAUGGACUCCUCCACUAUUGGACUGUUACUUAACUUAAAGACAAUGACCUUGUGUUAGGAACAUACAUACAUACAUUUUUUUUACUGUUACAUUUUCUUGUAAUGAAAAGUUUUUCAGCUGAUAAAUGUAUGCACUAACCAAAUGAUGCCUUACAUGACAGCAAAUCCAUUCUAUGUGAAGCCCUUUGAUCCCAUAUUUAUUACGUGUCAUACAGCCUGUGAAGGCAACAUAUAUACUCAUCUAUGGUGAAUUGUUUUUGCACUUCUGAAUUUGUUAACCUUUUUGUGAUUUGCUGGUCAUCUUGCACUUUUAUAAAGCAUUGUUUGAAUUCCAAAUAAACGGUUUAAAGUUG